Molecule: messenger RNA, 8186 nt
Organism: Myotis lucifugus (little brown bat)
Lineage: Eukaryota; Metazoa; Chordata; Mammalia; Chiroptera; Vespertilionidae
Gene: TACC1
Product: transforming acidic coiled-coil containing protein 1
Exons: 13
Biological process (GO): cerebral cortex development; mitotic spindle organization; cell population proliferation
Cellular component (GO): cytoplasm
Source: RefSeq, a predicted model, not a curated record
GGGAAAAAAGGCUCUCCCGUUCCCCUACCCUUAGGAGCUGGCGCCGGAGGAUCCGCGCUCAUGGCGUUCAGCCCGUGGCAGAUCCUGUCUCUCGUGCAGUGGGCGAAAUGGACGUGGUCCGCGGUGCGCGGCGGGGGCGCCGGAGACGACGAGGCCGGAGGGCUCGAGGGCGACCUCGAGGAGGAGGAGGACUCGCAAGCUCGAGACCAAAUCUCUUGAGUUUCAGGCAACUCGGAUUCUGAGGGUAAUUUUGAGACCCCUGAAGUUGAAACACCCAUCAAGUCACCUCUCAAGGACUGCUGUGAUUCGUCACUCGGAUUAGCAGGGCCUGUGGCCAACACCCAAGACUCACAAGAAGUUGAUGAACAGCUGAUAGCAGAAGUGGUUGCAAAAUGUUCAUCUGAGACUCAUUCUAGACCCUCAGAAAAUGAGGUUUCACAGCAGGCUAUUGAUUCUUACUCCGUCAGGGAUUUCAAAGAAGAACCUGAACACGAUAGUAGCAAAAUUUCAGUAGUGAGGCCAUUUUCAAUAGCAACCAAGUCCACGGAUAACUCAGAGGCAGCUCUUGGGACAGAAGCAGCAUAUGGCUGUGUAACUGCCAUCUCAGGCGAGGCUCUGCCCUCCAGCCCGCCAGAAGCCAUCCAGGACAAGGCGAUGACAGAAAGCACCAUGGGGGUUACACUGGAGGCUUCCACAGAAGCUGACCUGAAGAGUGGGAACUCCUGUCCGGAGCCAGUGCCCAGCAGAAGCAAGCUGAGAAAGCCCAAACCCAUCUCUCUGAGGAAGAAAACAGUUGGCGAGUUCUCAGAAACUUCCAUGGAGGGCAUGCCUCUCCCCCAGGCAUCCUAUCCUGAUGAAAUGGAUGGGAACACAAGUCCUUUGCUAGGAGAUGCCAGGACUCAGAAAUCUGCCCCUGACGUUAGGGAAACAAGCAGCACUCCCAGUAGUGACACCAAUGAUUCCGGGGUGGAGCUGCUGGAGGAGUCAAGGAGCUCACCUCUGAAGCUGGAGUUCGAUUUCAUAGAAGAUGUAGAAAGUGUAGAAUCCAGGAAAGGCCUUCCAAGAAAACUUGGCAGGAAACUGGGUAACAAACUGCCUCCAAAGGUACAGAAAGAUGGCAUCAGUAAGCCAGUAGGCACCAAAGGUUCAGAACCGCCCCCGGACCAAGCCACAGACGAUGCCUCUCUCUCCCAAGCGUCUUCUAAGCAGAAUCCCAGUUUCAGUCCCCUGGGUGGCCAGUCCGCACUGCAGGACUCCCCUCCCCUCUCCUCUAAGGGGUCCUACCACUUUGAUGAAUCCACGGAUCCCUUUAAACCAACUACAGCUUUAACAAAUGGUGACUGUUGUUCUCCUGCUGGUAAUCAUGUUAAUGAAACCUUAGAAUCACCCAAGAAGGCAAAGUCGCGUUUAAUAACGAGUGGCUGUAAGGUGAAGAAAUAUGAAACGCAGUCUCUUGCUUUGGAUGGGUGUUCACAGGAUGAAGGAGCAGUGAUCUCCCAGAGUUCAGACAUUUCUAAUAGGGACGGCCAUGCUACCGAUGAGGAGAAACUGGCAUCCACUUCAUCUGGUCAGAAAUCAGCCGGGGCCGAGGUGAAAGGUGAGCCAGAGGAAGACCUGGAGUACUUUGAAUGUUCCAAUGUUCCCGUGUCUACCAUAAAUCAUGCGUUUUCAUCCUCAGAAGCAGGCGUAGAAAAAGAGACGUGCCAGAAAAUGGAGAAAGAUGGAUCUGCCGUGCCUGGACCGUUGGAGUCCCCUGUGGAGGAGGCCCCCGUGUCCGUGGCCUGUGGCGGAGAGAAUCCCCUGGAUGGCAUCUGCCUCAGUGAAUCAGAUAAGACAGCCGUGCUCACCCUGAUAAGAGAAGAGAUAAUCACUAAAGAGAUUGAAGCAAAUGAAUGGAAGAAAAAAUACGAAGAAACCCGACAAGAAGUCUUGGAGAUGAGGAAAAUUGUGGCUGAAUAUGAAAAGACCAUUGCCCAAAUGAUUGAAGAUGAACAAAGGACAAGUAUGACCUCUCAGAAAAGCCUCCAGCAACUGACCAUGGAGAAGGAGCAGGCCCUGGCUGACCUUAACUCUGUGGAAAGGUCCCUUUCGGAUCUCUUCAGGAGAUAUGAGAACCUGAAAGGAGUUCUGGAAGGGUUCAAGAAGAAUGAAGAAGCCUUGAAAAAAUGUGCUCAGGAUUACUUAGCCAGAGUUAAGCAGGAGGAACAGCGGUAUCAGGCUUUGAAGAUCCACGCAGAAGAAAAACUGGACAAAGCCAAUGAAGAGAUUGCUCAGGUUCGAACAAAAGCAAAGGCUGAGAGUGCAGCUCUCCACGCAGGACUCCGGAAAGAGCAGAUGAAGGUGGAGUCCCUGGAAAGGGCCCUUCAGCAGAAGAACCAAGAAAUCGAAGAACUGACGAAAAUCUGCGACGAGCUGAUUGCAAAGCUGGGAAAGACUGACUGAGUUUCCCCUGUUCGCUCAGUGGAUCUGCGUUUGGCUGCUUCUGUCGUGACCACAGUUAUCUUGCCUUAUCCAGGAAUUGUUGCCCCUUUGCAGAGAAAAACACUUUGAAAAAGCACAUCCCACUGCUGCCUGCCCCGCUUUGCUGCGACGCACAGGCCUGGCAGAACCGGGAGUGUUGCACCGUCGCCGAAGGAGUGGCAGCAGGCCGUCCUGGAGUCCCCACAGCACCGCCCAAGGUCCAGUAGACAGGCUGCUACGUUGGGUUUGUGAUUUCUCUGUUUUAAUUCAUUUUUUCUUACAGCUAUGUACUUUAUUAAUAUUUCUUCACACCACAGCUUAACAUGAACAGCAUAUUCUCCCAUACUUCAAAGAUUCCCAUUGCCACAUAUAAUUCACUCCAGAGGCAUAUAGGUUCUGAAAAAUAGUGUUCUCAGUAAUGGGGAAGAGCAGCUUUUUAGGAGCUCUUCCUGCUUUACCAUUUAAAAAAGGCUCAUGGCUGAGGAAGCACCCACACCUUUCGUUCCCUGGAGAACUCUGAGCUAAACUUAGUUCUUUCAGUUCUAUGUCGCACACAUAUAAGCAGUUAGGAACUUUGCACAUGAGCAGGAAUCAAAGUCAGACGCAGAAGUGGAAUUUUAAGGACCAUUCAUAUAUCAGGGCAGAAGCACCACUGGGAUUCCCAUGACGAUGCUACUUUGAAUGUGCUUGGUGCCUUCUAUUGCACAUGCCAAAGGUCAGGUGGAGAAAGCAGAGCAUGCCAUGAGUGAGCUAGACAAGUCCCUUGGCCUCUUUGUACCUUAGUUUCCUUAUAACCUGUGUAAAAGCUGCAUUCCAUGCCAGGCCUGAAGUGUUCCAAAGCUCACUUUUGUUAUUAAAUUGCAACCAUGAUUUAUAUAUUGCAAAAAAGGAGUGCUGCAAACGCAUUCCUUUCAAUAAAUUUUAUUUUAUUGCGGGUUAAAUCUAAAUACUGGAGGGAAAGCAGGCCUUCAAAUGAACCCUCACAUAAUUCUCUCAAAUUAUUUCCACUGGGAUUUUACAGCAUCAUCUCCUCCACCCAUCUCCCCACAACCGCUCUGGGCAUGAUCCACUGAGGCGGGAGGGAGGGGCGGCCUGCUGCAGCCCUGGGUCCAACCCCACUCCCGCACCCCUUUUAGGUGUUCACCUCCUUCCCCUGCGUCCUAACAUGGCGCCACCACAGCCUGUCUUCAUUCAUUUGGAAGUCCACUUUGCUUUUCCAAGUGCGUUAAAAUUGUGACUUAUGGCUACGAUUUGGGAUCAUCUCCUGUUCGCCAUGUCUCUGAUUUUUUGUGUGUGUUACAUAUUUAUUUCAUCUUUUAAAUUUAAUUUUCAGUAUUGGUGGUUUUAGUUGAGGAGGUAAUUUGGCUUUUGUUACUUUUAGUUUGUAAACAAGAAGGGGCUCUGAGUAUCCAUUUACAUACAUAUACAAACACAUAUAUUUACAUAUGCUGCUGUUUUCCCCUGAAGUGUAGUCAAAUAAGAACCUACAGAAGAGCCUAUUUCCAUAAAUGUAGAAACUUAUUUUGGAAUAGAGUCCUGGCUCAGAACGCCAGCUUCAGGAUUUGGGGGGAUUGAACAUGUGGAAACCCCCGACCCCUGUCAUGACUCAUGACCCCAGCUCAGGUUUCACGUCCAGGGAAGACUUCGCCAUAACGUUUGUUCCUGGUAUUGGACACUCAUCAGCCUUAGCGAGUGUGAACGUGGCCCCUCCGGGUGGGUCCGCAGGCUGACAGCGGCUGCUUCCUGCAGGAACAGCUGAGUGGGGCUCCCUCGGACCUGGGUGUGGCUAGGCCGUCCUAGAGCCACUUCUUUGCUUCACUUGUUGCUACAAAACCAAUAUUUCCUCUUGAUUAUUUGAAAUACGCCGAGAAAAUCUACUUGUAAAAGGUUUAGUUGAUCUUAUAAUUAAAAUGUAUUUGUAACCCCAUCAGCAAGUAAAGGGAAAGAAACAGUCGUUUUUUCACAAAUGGGAUGUCUUGUUCUUCAGAUUUUUUCUUUUGAGUCAAAAAAAAAAAUUCAUUUCAAACUUAAGACAGAAUUUUUAACAAAACAGGCAGUAAAAAUCAUGUGAACCACUCUGAAAAUCAGCACAUUUUGAAUAUUUUUAAACAGAGGCCAUUUGACUAGUGGAGGAGGGAGUGCAGGGAGCAGGUCCGCACACACAGAACCCACGUCCUCAAGCUCUUCCUGGGCUUGCUUCAGAGGUGAGAGGCCGCUAACCCCCAAAAGGAAAAUUCCCUAGCGUUUGAUAGGCAAAACCAAACCUGCGGGUGUUUUAAAGCACUCUCGUCUUAACCUUAACACCUGCAGGUCUUCAUGGUCACAUGCACUGUGUUCAGUACCUGUAGUUUUCGUACUUUUCCUGUAAAACUAUUGCAUGAUCCACCUUCAGCAAUGAAUUGUGCCAGGUGGAGAGCCUCUGUAAGUCUUUAAACGCGAAUUUUCCUUUAGAAGUGUACUGUUCACAGGGGUGCAAUCUUUAGCCCCAAGGAGGUCAAUAAUGCCUUUUAAAGCCAGAAGUCACAUUUUAUCGAUAUGCACUUACAUAAUUGGUGCUUAGGCUGUAUUUUAAAGCCUAUUGUCUUACCACUUUGUACAAAAAAGAACAACAGAAGUGAUGUGUGGUUAGAGAGGUGACAGGACAAUCAUUUGGGCUUUGAAAACAGUCCCUGGAUUAAUGUGAGUGCUGGGCUGGAGUUUAUUUAGCUCAGUGGAGCGAGGUGUCUCCAGGUGGCGCCACUGAUUUCCUCCUUUGGUCCUCUCCUACCAAGAAAAGCAACUGCAUUUUGCAGAAAGAAACAUUGCUAAACCUUUUUGCUGCUGUAUUUUGGUGACAUGUCCAUGUUUACUUGCUUUCUGUUGAUCUGUUUUAAGCAUGGAAGGUUUAUAAUGGUCUCCAUCGUAAAUCCUAGUCCUCUUUUUAGGUUUCUUGUGUAUAUAAAAAAGGUAGCUAUGUGUUAAAACAGGUGACGACAAUCCUUCCCCAGCACAUGGGUAAAAGAGAUUCCUUAAAAACUAGACCCUAGAGCAGGGGUCCUCAAACUUUUUAAACAGGGGGCCAGUUCAGUGUCCCUCAGACCGUUGGAGGGCCGGACUAUAGUUUAAAAAAAAACUAUGAACAAAUUCCUAUGCACACUGCACAUAUCUUAUUUUGAAGUAAAAAAACAAAACGGGAACAAAUACAAUAUUUGUAUUUGCAUGUGGCCCGCGGGCCGUAGUUUGAGGACCCCUGCCCUAGAGUGAAGUUGCUGCACCAGGAAUACGAGAGGACCCCGGUGAAGUAAUAUUUGCCUCUGGUCUCUCAGCCAUGAAUGACCAUUACAAGAAUAUGUUCUUCCUUCUAAUGUAAUAGGUGGAUAUUCUCCAACGAGAAUAAAAAUGUAGCUUGUGCAGUUGGCAAAUCAAGAGACUAAACUGGACAGAAUAAAGUAUGUUUGUUUAUUUUUCUUAAAAAAUAAGCAACAACAACAAAAAACCCACAAAACAAAUAAAUCAACUCCAAACUUUUAGAACUCUGGAGUAAGAAGACAGCCUAGAGUUGAUGCCUAGAGAGCCAGACUCCUUAUUAGGCAAUAAUAAACCCUGUUACAAAAGUGAAAAGACAUGAGUGCAAGUUGCUGGCCUAGAUUGUGGUUGGGAAGUAUUUGGUGAUCUUGUUGAGACUCUGGGUCCAGAGACAUUGCUUAAGUUUUUUACUUUGUCAGAGUGUAGAUAGGUAUAUAGUCUUUAUCUUAAAGUAUUUUAAUUGGAGACUGAACAGUUUGUUGCUUGGUUAGCCAGUUGGUUACAGUCAGACCUCCUGAGAUGUACUAUACUGGGAGAAGCUCCUGAAGGCCUGCCCACACCUUUUGUUCCGUGAAACUGUCCUGGAAAUAUUGAGAAGCCCGGUUUUCUCACGUGGUUUCCAGCUUCUUCAGACCCAGCCCAAAUUAGGAAGUGCAGAAACACAUCUGAGGCUCUGGCUGCCUUCCAGUGUGAUAUGGAAUCUAAGGAAAGAUUGAUGUUUGGGUUUGAGGAUGGCCCACGUUGAAUUUUCUUUCCAGCCAGUUACCCUUUCCACCUUGUGCAAUUCUCACAGCAAUACGUAGGUCUCUGUUGGACAGCCCAGAGGUAGUACUGUUUGUGAACAGGAGGAGUAAACUGCCCCCAGUGUUCCUGGGCUGUCUGUCUAAAAGCAGCCGGAGGGAAGCGCUCACUUUAAAUAAAAGUAACCGAGGGCUUGCUGGGGCUUUAAAGCUCAAAAUGGAAUUUUUAACGAGCAAGCAUUGGUAAACCUGAGUGCACCAGUUGGAAAUGACCCAGCACAUCCUUUUCUCAUGGUGUAAAAGCCCCAGAGCUCCCUCUUUAUUUCCUUUUGGUUUUUCACUACAAUUAGCAGUCAUCUCGCUGAACUGUCUUUUCAUUGUGGUUUUGUGACCAGGUGAGCUUGCUCUUGGACUUCAUUUCUUACUUCAUCCCCUUAUUGGAAAUAGAGAAACUAGGAGUUGAAAGAGUAAAUGAUUCAGCAAAGGAUUUUAAAGUAAAGAUGUAUAUAUUCUGAAGAAUUUUAAAGAUAGCAGAUUAUUAUUUGCUUAUUAAAGAACAAAUAUAGUCUGGGAAUCCCAGAAUGUCAGGCCAAAGGUCUGUUGAUAGAAAUAUUUUGAGGAGACUUCUGUCCAAAAAGGUUUGACUGGCCUCCAGAUCCCAGUGAUUUUUAGAAAGCAAUUUACCACUCAAACCGUGAGUCUCCCAUAUAGUAAAGCUAAAGGAAUCGGACACUUCUCUGUAAGGAUCUCCUCUGGAAGAUAAUAUAAACAGCAGCAUUUCUAGGGGAGACCCUCCCUGGUGCCGAGCUAGCAUUCUGGAGACUAAAGAUUGCACUUUUCGUAGUUCUUUGUCCAAAUGCAAUCCCAUUUUUGUGCCUCUUAGCAUGCAGUUAGAUUUGGACAAACAAGAUUCCUAAGGAAUGACUUUAUUAACUAUAAUAUGGUUACAGCUAUUACAUAUAUAUAUAUAUUCUGGUUAUAGUUCUAAUAUAAAGAUGUUGUGUGCGAUGCCAACAGUCUUAACUCAUUUGGAGGAGGCCAGACGUGGAGCUGAGGUGUGGCUUGAAACUUCCCUGUAUCGAUUCUUUAGAACUAUAAAGAUGCCACUUUCUCCCCCUCUGCCUUUCAGUGGUGUCUGAAAUACACUGCAAAACGUAUUUCCAAGUCACAUGGUUAACCGAUAUUCUAUAUUAAUAAUUUCCAAGUGGACCUAUGAAAAUCUGAACUCGGAAACCACCCCCAGUCCAGAUACAGGGCAGGUGUCACCAUACCUGCGGCCUCAGUCCUGGUCCUUCCUACCCAAUGGGACAGGACCCAGGCAUUUCUCUAAAUCUCAGAGGUGGCAGUAAACUUUUCAGUGUUGCUGUUAGCAAGUGUGUUUGCCAGUAGAUACCCACGUGUACUAAUGUGCCAACAAGUAAAUGUUAAUUGCACAUCUGCUUCCACUGUGUCCCCACGGGUGCCAUGAAGUGUGUGAGAGCCUCGUCUCGAGGAAUGGAUGCUGCAUUGACUACUGCUAUCAGGAUGGUGUUGUGUGGAGUAAUCAUCUACAUAAAUUUUAUAUGCACAGUAAUUUCCCUUUUAUAUGUCAGGUAAAUAUUUGUAAAAGUUAUACUCACACAAAUGAAAUUAUUAUAAUGAUUACUAAUAUAUUUUUUCCAUGUUUCAUUGCCUGAAUAAAAACUGUUUACCACUGUUAAA